Messenger RNA from Sceloporus undulatus (fence lizard), 2404 nucleotides. It is a transcript of the gene LRRC19, whose product is annotated as leucine rich repeat containing 19. Gene Ontology annotation, cellular component: plasma membrane. The record is from RefSeq and is a predicted model, not a curated record. Gene Ontology annotation, biological process: interleukin-8 production; positive regulation of non-canonical NF-kappaB signal transduction. Lineage: Eukaryota; Metazoa; Chordata; Lepidosauria; Squamata; Phrynosomatidae. The transcript has 5 exons. Gene Ontology annotation, molecular function: protein binding; signaling receptor activity. The coding region runs from base 148 to 1242 and encodes 364 amino acids.
UUUUCUUAUUAUAAACUACCUGCCUAAUUGGGUACAAAGGGCUGAAAGCUAGGAAAGUCACAGCGCACCUUUCAUCUCUUUUUUUCCCACAGGAAAACACACAAGUAAGGAUUUGAUAUUACAGAGAGAAAAAAUAAGAUUUCAAACAUGAGUCUUCCUUGGCUCUUGCUAUUGGUUGCAGCUCUCUUUCGACACUCAGUUGCUAGUGAAGGCAACACUACUUCUCCAGUGGUCAAGUCUACGCAAUCCACAAAAAGCACCUUUUCUCCCCUUCCUGACCCAAACAAAAACUUAUCUGUACUACAUCUCAGUUAUAAGAACAUUACUUUGAAUGAGAAUGAAAUAACAGGUCUUCACAAAUAUAUUAAUACCAAAGAACUAUACCUGAAUAAUAAUACUAUUGCUGUUUUGCGUAAUUACAGCUUCGAUGGUCUUUCAGAACUAGCAAUUCUAGAUCUCAGUAACAAUUUUAUCACAACAGUGGAACAAGCAGCAUUUGCUGGUUUAAAUAAACUAACAGCAUUGUAUCUUCAGAAUAAUAAUAUUGCACAAAUAGAUUCUAAUGUUUUCACACUGCUAGGAAGUUUGAAGAUCUUGAAUCUACAAAAAAACCGCCUGGCCAAUUUUGACAUUAAAGUAUCACUUAAUUUAAUCAGCAUUGCAUUAAGUGAAAAUCCAUGGAAUUGUUCAUGUGGCCUCCUUAGUUUGCAAGAUUGGCUGAAUAACACCAAUGUAACUAUGGAAAAUGAGAAUACUACUGUGUGUGCUUCUCCAAGCAGUCUGAAAAAAUAUCCUAUCAAAACAGUGUUUCUACCAAAUUGUCCGAAGAGACGGACCACUGAAGCAACCGCCAUACCUUUCCAGUCUAUUGAUUCAAGCAAUGAUACUGUAUUGGCUGCAUACAAUGGUACAAUUAGAAAGUCAUUAUCUUCAGGUUUUCAACCCCCUGGAAAAAGCUGGACCUUUCUGAUGGGUGUCCUAGUAGUUAUUGUUGGCACAACAUUAUUGAUAAUUAUGGCCAUCAAGUUUCCAGUGUGGUACCGUUAUUUGAUUAGCUAUAAUCAUAGCCGUCUGGAUGAAGACGAACCUGAGAUGUUUGAAGAAACAUUCACGCCUCAUAUGUCUGCACUUCCACAGACACCAGAUAACUAUGAAGACGAAUCUGUAAUAGUUUUUGAGCAAUUUCACUCAUUUGUUCCAGAAGAUGAUGGAUUUAUUGAAGAUAAAUACAUUGAAUCAUGAAAAUUUACUAUAAAUACCGCAGACAAAACAUCACUCCUCUGUCAUGAAAUAUCAACAGAGAGCUGUAGUAGUUGCAGAUCUAUAAACUAUGGAGCUAAAACUAAUUUGCCACUGUCUGUGAUUAAUCAAAGAAUGGAUGAUUUAAUGUAGAUGUAUGAUUUUCUUGCAAAGAAAAAAACAACUACUCAGUGACAUAUUAGUGGAUCAUCUAGCUUUUCAUAUCUAAAUUAAUGCAUUUCCUUUGAGUAAAAGAAAGAGAAGCAUAGUUGUGUAUAUUUCAGCAGGAAAACUGGUGUUCAUCAUGCUCAGUGAUCCACAUUAGGCAAAUCAUUAAAAAGGUCUGCCUUAAGAGUUUUAAAAGGCAACUAUCACUGAUGGAGGAAUGAAAUCUGCACAUGAACAGAAAAUAUUUAACUUCUGUAGUUUUUUUUUAAAAAAAAUAACUGUUUUUGUUGCACUGUACAAACACAAUGUGGAAAAAGUUACGUAUUUGUUUGAAAAAUCUGUUUCCUUACUAGGACGUUAAGCUCUGAAGCAGAUACAAUUGCCUUUCUUAUUUUUUUAUUAUUAGAAUCAAUUCAGUUGCAGAGUAGCUGCCAUACAACUGUGGCUGAACUUAUCAGCUAUAGUAUUUAUCUCAUAGUGAAUGAAUUAAACUAAAAUAUUGGGCAUGAAAGACGCAUACUGAAUUGCGAAGGGCCUCUUCUUGCCCAAUUUAUCAGAACUUCAAUUAUGUGCACUUUGAUUGAACAGUAACCAUUGCCACACUCUCUUUCUCCUCACUUCCCAACACAAUUUUUUUAAGGAUUAAUAUGGUGGACAUAGAAAUUACUGCUGUUUCACAAUAUUUGUGGAAAUUUCCAGGGUUAGCUGUAGCAAACAUAUAAAGUGCGAAGGGAGACACAGGUCUUCAAGGUCCUGAGCACUAACAUGAACAAGCCCCAGGAAGUUAUAUUUGGCACCAUAACAACAUAAGGACCACUCCUAUGAACUUUUCAAUUCUGAAAUGUUUAAUUCAGACACUUACUUUUGCCUUUCGGUAAAUAUAAUGUCAAUGCCUUGAGCUUCAUGAUCGUUUUGUGCUUUCAGCUAUUAAAAUGACAAAAAACAAACAAAAACAGUAACUUCAUCCUAAGACAAGCUAUUUCUAUUGUUGUUUCUA